AAAAUAAUUGAAAGAUUGAAUUUAUGUAAUUCGCACUUCAGGAGAAAAAGUACUAACUUUAAUCGAUUUAAAAGGUUAGGAUAUUUUGAAAUUAGAUCACAUUAUUGCAACGGCAAACGCAGAUUUAGCUUUCAUUUCCUACUAGCCAAUAAAGUUACUUAUCAUGCUUACGCCGGACCCCAUUAAAAUCCACUGUAAACAACUUGUAAAAGAAACGCGAAAGGUCCGAAAAUUGGCUCAAAUGUACGUGAUUCAUUUAAGCUUCUGCAAUGCGUUGCAGAGUAUGAAACCUUUGGGAUGCGCCAACAGAAACCUAAUGUCAAUCACUUUCCUAGCUUUGGUUGCAUUAGCAGCGGCUGGUACAAGUAAGGAUGCGACUGCAGAAACUAUAAGCUCAACAACUAAUAAACCAAAACGUAGCUUGAACGCUCUUAUAGGAGAUGGAGGUUUAACAUCAUCAUUUGGAUUAGGAAGUCCUUGGACUAACACGGGAUCUCGUUUUCCAAAUGGAUAUGGCAGUGCACUCAACGGAUGGAAUCCCUGGACUUCGUACGGUUCUUCUAAAGUAGGAGGUAAUUCUCCGUCACCAACCGAGGUGGCAAAUGCAAUAGCUGCUGCUAAACAAGCUUCAGCAAAUGUUCUUAUUGCUCAACAACAAAUGCAGGCAGCUAAAGAAAAUGUUUUGAAUCAACAACGUAUUGCUAUGGAAAAGGAAACUGCUGCCGCCAUAUUGACACAGAAAUCAGAAGCUGCAGCAGCUGUCCAAAGGUCGGAAGCAGCUGCUGCUGCUCAGGCUGUAGUAUUGGCACAACAACGUUUGGCAGCGUCAAAGGCUGCUGUCUCUAGUAUGCAGAGAAUUGCUGCAGCACGUGAAGCCGAAGCUGCAGCUGCAUUGCAACGUUCUGCACACGCAGCAGCUGCUGAAAUUCAAAAAAGCGAAUACGAAGCCUCCAAAUUUAAUCAAUAUACGCGCAACGGAAAUGCUGGAGCUGCUCAUCACUUAACGUUGACUAAAGAUACCGCGUUCAGUCCAAUUACAGCAGGCAUUAAUCAUGUGCCUAAUUUGGAAACUCUAGGACCAUGGGUUGGUACAAAUGCUGCCGGUGGCAAGCACACAACAGCUGCCGCUUGGUUGUAAAAUUCUUUCGUUAUAUAGAUCGUCCAUAAAAAUUGUUUAUUUUUUUUUUUCAUUAUAUUAUCUAU
This is a messenger RNA of Teleopsis dalmanni, 1203 nucleotides long. RefSeq lists its product as uncharacterized. The transcript has 3 exons. The coding region runs from base 164 to 1138 and encodes 324 amino acids. The record is from RefSeq and is a predicted model, not a curated record. Lineage: Eukaryota; Metazoa; Arthropoda; Insecta; Diptera; Diopsidae.